AUGGGCUCGUGCAUGUCAACAACCAAGACCUUUCAAGGCGAAGGGCGCACCCUGAACGAGCCGCCAUCUACCCGCCCAGCCACGGCCGUCGACGCCGGAGCCGGCCGACGACUCGGCAGCAGUAGCAGCACAGCUCCGACAUCGAGUCACGCCCCUCCAGCCAGCAGCACCAGUGACGCGGAUCGAGAGGCGAGGGCAAGAGCGGCCGAACAGAGGAUGAAGCAGCAGGCUGCCAAGGGCGCACCGACGCAGGGCAAGUUGAGUCGACAGCUGCAGGAACAGCAGGCGACCAACCCGCUCGACCCCAAGAACCGACAAGAGGAACCUCAGAGAGUCGUCUUUGAUUGA
Kalmanozyma brasiliensis GHG001 is the source of this 348-nucleotide messenger RNA. RefSeq lists its product as uncharacterized. The record is from RefSeq and is a predicted model, not a curated record. The coding region runs from base 1 to 348 and encodes 115 amino acids. NCBI's taxonomy places the organism in Eukaryota, Fungi, Basidiomycota, Ustilaginomycetes, Ustilaginales. The transcript has 2 exons.